Molecule: messenger RNA, 4114 nt
Organism: Saccostrea cuccullata (small rock oyster)
Lineage: Eukaryota; Metazoa; Mollusca; Bivalvia; Ostreida; Ostreidae
Exons: 15
Coding region: 71-4114 (1347 amino acids)
Biological process (GO): homophilic cell-cell adhesion; dendrite self-avoidance; axon guidance
Cellular component (GO): axon; plasma membrane
Molecular function (GO): cell-cell adhesion mediator activity
Source: RefSeq, a predicted model, not a curated record
AAGGAGGGAAAUCAUGACAUUUAAGAAAAAGAGGAAACAUAAUCAUGGAAAGUAGAAUAUAUGAUUAAAAAUGGCAUCAACAGCCUUAACAGGAACUCAACAAAACUUUGUCCGUCUGGCGAUAGCCGUGGUAGACAAAAUAAAAUUACCAAUGAAAGAUCUUCUUGAAAUUUACAUUAAGCCUUGUGACCUAUACAAUAAGAUUCGCCUUUGCCCCGCAUUAUUACUCGGAAAACACAAACUAAGUGAGGAACAGAAAGAUUUAUGUUAUGUAUCGCCUCCUUAUAUCCCUGAUUAUGCUAAAUUCGAUGUAAGUUUGUUAUAUAAACUUAUACAAAACCUGUGUAAAAAAGUGGUAACAACAAAAGGAUGGGGAAAAGAACCGGAAAGUGGUGAUAAUCUCAUCGGCGAUGACAUCGAACGCCUCAGGCGAAUCCGAAACGAAAUUUAUGGUCAUCUGAAAUCUUCUAGCAUCCCUGAUGUCAUGUUUGAAUCGCAAUGGAAGGAGUUAGAAGAUAUUAUGAAAAGGAUGUGUACAUUUCUGAACAGUAAUGGCUCUAAUCCAGUAAAUUACGAGAGAGAACUUGCAGAUGUCAAAAGGUGUGAUUGUGGUUCUAAUCACAUGGAUCAAUACAAACUCAUGCUGAGGCUUCUCGAACCAAAUAAAGAGUUGCCAACUAUUUCUGUCAGAGGGGAAACGACAAUUAUGUGUGGGAAAACAGUACGUUUUGAAGUUGAUAUAAAACAUUCAUCUACAUCAACCCAGAAUUGGCCUAUCACCUGGCACAGACUUAAAGGGAACAUUUCAGAGCAGAUUGAUACCAGUGCAGAGAAAUACAGAAAUAGCACCUGUUGUCAGCUUAUGAUAAAUGGGGCUUCAAAAGAAGAUCAGGGUGACUACCAGGCAAUUAUAUCAGGAACUCCAAAUGAACGGCACAUAAAAAUACACAGUAAUGUGUUGUCCUUAAAAGUCUUUGGAGAGGAACCAGAUCUUCAGGAACUAGAAGUGACCUCAGACGAAUGGGACGAAAUUAUACUCCGUUACAGGUAUGAAGUCUCACAGGGUUCUCCAAAAGCCAAUCUUAUACAAUGGACUAGAAAUGAUCAGGUUUUAAAAGUAGAUCAAGAAAAGUACGUUGGUGGGGAUUUAACAGACAACUUUUUAACCAUAACAUCCCCGUCAAUUCAUGACAGUGGAGAGUACACAUGUACCGUAUUCAAUGCUGCUGGCUCCGCCUCCAGAUCAUUUACCUUAGGUGUACCGAAGGUCAAAAUUCAAGCGGAAUCAGUUUGUUACGGAAACAAUGCCCUUAUAACCUCUGUCGUAUCAUCUUGUCCACCAGCGGCAAAAGCAGUGUGGGAAAAGAGUAGUCUCAGUGAUGAAAAUAAAUUUGAAACCAUCACCGACAGUGACCCAAAAUAUUUUUACAAUUCGUCAGAUCCACGUGGUCCUAUACUUAAUGUAACAGCAGCAACAUUCGAUGACAAAUUGUAUUACCGACUUCGGAUAACCAAUUGCAUAGGAGAGAGUGUCAGUGAUAGAGCUCUUCUCAAUGUAACAGGAGAUCGUCCAAACAUAUUUAGCAACCAUGAAACAAAGGCAAACAGCUGUUCUGUGAUAUUGACGUGUGACGUUUUCCUUUAUGGCAAGUCUCCUCCAAUUACCAAAAUUGCAUGGCAGAAAGAUGGUAAAGUCAUAAAUGCGACCACAGGAAAGUAUACUGGAGGAACAGAACUUAACCCAGCAUUAGUCAUUCACAAUGUUAAUAAAUUCGACGCUGGUUCAUAUCAGUGCAAAGUCACCAAUGAGGUGGGAUCAACGCUUGGAAAUGUUAUUUGUCUAGAUGUUCCUAAAAUUGAAAUAAAAGAGCAAAGAAACGAGGCGAAUGAUAGAUUGGAAUUCACUGCGGUGCUAAACUCAAUUCCGGAACCAAUACAUGCCCAGUGGUCCAUUAAAAGCGAGAACAACCAUGGUUUUACACCUAUAGAUGUCAACAGAGAAGAGUACAAAGGAACAUCAAACAAUAUCCCCAAACCUGUGUUGUGUAUUAAGCACGUACCACUGCAAAAUCGAAUCUUUCAAAUUGAGGUUCAGAACUUUAUUGGAACAACUAAAAUGCAGAUACCAGGUGAAAGAAAGCCAUGUUCACAAGAAAAGAUGUCUUAUCCAAAAGUAGUUAAUGGUCUUACAGAAAUCUUUCGCAAGAAUGGAACUUCAAUCAGAUUUAGCGACCUUUUGAUAGACCUUAUCAAAGAGAUUUCCGAUGAAGAAUUGGUGUCUCUCAAAAGAAUUGCUACAGUGACGUCAUCAAUGAAAUUAUCCGAAGGAUAUGGAAAAACAGUUGAUGAUUUCUUCACUUAUCUUCUCAAAAAGGAUAUUUUCAAUGAACGAAAUGUCAUUAUGAUUCAGUACCUUAUGAGGCGCAUACAACGUCUACAGCUUGAGCUAAAAUGCAUAGAGUACGCGAAAAAUGAAAAAGAAAAUUUGUGUUACUUUGAAGAAACAAAGCCAGCAGAAGAUGGGAAAACCCACGUCAAACUACAUGUAAAUGACAACAUUGAACAGUUCACAAACAUGGAUUCAUUGUUAGCGACAGUAGCAGCUAUAGCUAACUGUGAACGAAGUAGCAUAGAAAUAGUUGGUUUACGUCCUGCGAGUAGUUUCAUCAUUGUUAUAUCAAUGAAAGAAGAUUCUGCAAAGAGACUCAGACAGAAAAGUCCGCACGAACUUGUUGCAUUGAUGAUGUACAAAGUAGACUGGAUUGAAAUUGAAAAUGAACCUAUAUACAUACCACGAAGUAAAGGGCAAACAUAUGGGAAACGUAAACAUGCAGAGAGGGAUUUUCUGACAGAUGAAAAUAAAAGAUGCCGAAGAGCCAGUUUGGGAAACACUAUGGAGUUACCUUUCAAAAGUGAUCCAUGCAAAAGCAACACCGGGGCAGAACUGGAGGAAAUGGAUUUCUCAGAUGACGAAGAUGUGCUAGUGGACACAUCUAACGUAAAUAUACCAAAAGAAGUACUAAAAUGGGACUAUGAUGCUCGAGGCAGGAACGUAGCAUGCGCUAAGAAAGGGACCCAAACAAUGCAUAGAGCUCGUGCAAUGAUUGUUGGUUGUGCUGGAGCUGGAAAAACUACAUUUUUAAGGCGACUUCAGCAACGAAAUAUUCAGGAGUUACGACAAAUACAGUCGACCGUAGGGCUUGAAGUGUUUGAAAACUUAUUUGAAGUAGACAGAGAACAUAAAUCUUUAAGAGGUCUGGAGAAAGAUGUUGAUACAGAAAAUAAGUGCCUACUAAGUGUUGUGGACUUCGCUGGACAGUGUGCGUAUUAUGCCUGCCAUCAGGUCUAUCUCAGCAGAAGAGCUUUUUAUCUUCUAGUUAUCAAUAUGUCAAAAAGUUUUGAUGAAAAAGUUGAUCAAGAAUUGUGUGAACAGGAAGGAACCAUGUUUGCAGACUGGACAUUUGGACAAUAUGUCCUUUUUUGGUUGAAAUCUAUCCAUACCUACUGCGAAGAUAACACUCCAGUUGUUACCGUAGCAACCCAUUCUGACGAAGUGCAAGAUAUGGUUAACAAAUCAAUUUAUGAUGAUUUGCUGGAGCUCCUGAAGUAUGAGCCUGAUCUGAGAAAACAUCUUGACCGAGAACGCUGCUUCCACAUUGGGUUACCUGAGGAUGAUAACGAACCAUUGGAUAAACUUACCGAUACAGUAGAAUGUAUUGCUUCUAUCGCCUUGGAAGAUCGUUGGAGAGAUACAAUUCCGAAGGAGUGGUCAUUAUGUGAAGUAGUUUUAAGACAAAACAAGCAAAAUGGAAAAAAAAUCAUUUCAGUCACAGACUUCAGAAAACAAGUUUCAAUUAAAAAAUUUGGAAAAGGAAAUGAGACAUUUGAUGUGCUUAGGUUUUAUCAUGAUAUUGGGGCAAUUCUGUAUUACAACGAAAAUCAUUUGAAAGAUAGAGCAAUAACAGAUGUACAAUGGUUUGUAGACUGUUUUAAGAAUAUUAUAACAGAUCCAAAGCAUGUCAGGGAUCUUGUUGAAAAUGACAAAGAUUGGAAAAACUUCUUUGAAAGCGGUUAUCUAACUCAAGGAUUAUUGAAGGGAAUUUGGAAAAAGUAA